This is a messenger RNA of Camelina sativa (false flax), 333 nucleotides long. Lineage: Eukaryota; Viridiplantae; Streptophyta; Magnoliopsida; Brassicales; Brassicaceae. The record is from RefSeq and is a predicted model, not a curated record.
AUGUCGGAAGAAGAAGUGGUGGUGUUGAACUUCUGGCCAAGUAUGUUUGGAGCAAGAGUGAUCAUGGCGUUAGAGGAGAAAGAGAUCAAGUUCGAGUACAAGGAAGAAGAUGUGUUUGGUCACAAGACCGAUCUAUUGCUCCAAAUGAAUCCGGUCCACAAGAAAAUUCCGGUUCUCAUCCACAAUGGUAAACCGGUAUGCGAGUCCAAUAUCAUACUCGAAUACAUCGAUGAUGUUUGGAAAGAGGAUAAAACUCUCCGUCUACUACCUUCUGAUCCUUAUCAGAAAGCACAAUGUAGAUUUUGGGGUGAUUUAAUCGACAAAAAGUGGUAA